CCCAGGACGAUGCCUGUGGCUAGGAAAUGAAUCAGAAAGAAAUAUGAUAAGUGAUUGGAAACAGAGUGAAUGCAGACAAGAGGGACUGCAGAUAGAGCUUAAGGAUGCUGAAAAAAAGUUUGAGAACUUGCUCUCAGAACACUUGCAGUGUGAAAGGAACUUGAAAGCAAACAAGCAAAAUGUUGAAUUACAGUUUCUCACUGUGCUGAAUAAAUACGAUAAAGAUAUGGGACAGCUACAGGCUACACUUGAAGAGAUUAUUGAAGGUUUCAACAAAGAGAAGCAACAGAUGAGAGAGUUACAGGAGCUGUUUAACAUCCAGGAAAUGGAGUACACGAGGUUAAUGACUGAAAAAGCUGAAUAUGAACAACGCGAACUGGACCAUAAAAUAUACAUUUUCAUUACAAACAGAUGUGCACGCAGAAUUCAGCAUGCCUGGAGAGAAUACAAACAAAGAAAGCUUUCAAAGCGUAAAGGGAGAAAGAAGAAGAAAAAAUAA
This is a messenger RNA of Schistocerca nitens (vagrant locust), 499 nucleotides long. RefSeq lists its product as uncharacterized. Gene Ontology annotation, molecular function: protein binding. The record is from RefSeq and is a predicted model, not a curated record. Bases 44 to 499 code for a protein of 151 amino acids. The transcript is spliced from 4 exons. Lineage: Eukaryota; Metazoa; Arthropoda; Insecta; Orthoptera; Acrididae.